AAGGAAAUUUCGUCAAAGUUGGAUGGCUGACUACAGAAAUACAAGUAGAAUUAUACUCUUAUUUUUGAAGUUCUUCGUCUAAACCAUCUUCUCCCUAGACCUAAACACCCAAUAUUACUCAUCGGUGAUUCGAUUUCGUUAAUUUUAGCUUUACAAUUUGCAGAGAUGGUCUGUUUGGCAUGUCUGUUACCCCUUUUCUUGAUCCCAGUUGUUAACGCUCUUCCUCUCUUGUUUCAUAUCAUCAUGGCAAGAGUGUAUCGAUUGUUUGGGUGGGAGUACGUCAAACCUGAAAGGGUUCCUCCAGCUUGUCCCUACAAACCAGGAACGUCCAGCAAAAGUAAUGAUCCGGGGGAGCAUUUAGAGGCUGAAUCGUCAAUGACAGAUGUGAACACAAAACCAGUUGAGUUGGACAGCCGAAAGAAUGAUUAAACUCGAGUAGAUUCGGCUGACACUUAACAUCUAUAAGUAUUAAUCCUAUUUGUCGUUGUAUUUUAGCCUUGUUGAUUGUCGAUCAAAAUUAAACUAAUUUGAAAAAAUUAUGGUUUACUCUACACUGGUUGAAUGAUUUAAAAUUUUUGUUGCGCAAUUCUUUGGUUAAGGGUCACUAGAAUUUCAACGGUACUCUUGGUGAUUUUGUACAUAACAUGAAACCAGAAAAUAACACGCAACCAGAAAACUUCACUACAAUAAAGAAAAGUAAUAAGGUUUCUCAAUUAUUUUCAUGGUUGUAGUGAUUGUAGCAAAAAUCAUUGAAGAUCACAAUGAUUUUCAUUGUUAUAUUAUGAAGUCAGGCAAGGCAUUUUAUUCA
Messenger RNA from Amaranthus tricolor (Joseph's coat), 808 nucleotides. RefSeq lists its product as uncharacterized. NCBI's taxonomy places the organism in Eukaryota, Viridiplantae, Streptophyta, Magnoliopsida, Caryophyllales, Amaranthaceae. The record is from RefSeq and is a predicted model, not a curated record. The transcript is spliced from 4 exons. The coding region runs from base 166 to 429 and encodes 87 amino acids.